UAGAAGCUUGCAGUCGUGCAGUGCACAGGCACUUCUUUCCAGAAGGCAGAGAGCAAUGCUCAGUCUACUGACAGACGGGCCAGCAGACCGACAAGAAGUCAGGACAUAUUCUCAUAGCACCAACACACGGUAACGCCACCAGUGGGUCUUCUGAAGCCCACUUUCACUCUCCUGCGUGUUAUUGCCCCUGUAUGCAUGUUCAACCUUGUCUACUGCUGCCAGUGAAGACCUGCAGAUGCACUCAACCACAGGCUUACUUCUCAACCCUGCAUCUGUCUCAACACUCACACCAGCACUGUACCCGCGGGAAGAGGAUACACAUGUUUUAUUGACAGAGCUACAGGUGGUUUGAGUUUGAGCCUCUUGUGGACUUGGAGGGUUUUUUGUUUUUUUUUCCUGUGUGGUGAGCUGUGGCAUCUUUGGAGCCGGUAUGUUGCAUAUUGUUGUGGCAUGUUUGGUAUUCGUCCUGCUGGGCUCGGGGCAGGCUCAGGUUGCCACACAGACUCAGGGGCAGGGGAGUCGCAGCCAGGGGCAGGACAGCGCUGCCACUCCAUGGAGGCAGGUGAUUCAGUGGGAGAACAAUGGUCGGGUGUUUAGCCUGAUGAACAGUGGAGCUGAAUAUGUCCCUGCUGGGACAGGAACCCAGGACAGAGGUCCCAGGGUGGUUGUGGCAGAUUCUCGCCCACGCUCCUCAGGCAGACCUCAGGGGGGCAAUGUCCGCCGACAGGCUCCAUCAAGAGGAUCCUCUGAGACAGUCCGCGGGCAGGCAAGGCAUCCCUUUGGCUUUGGGCAAGUGCCUGACAAUUGGAGACAAAGCACAGGCAGCACAGGUGGAGGCCAGUUCCAGGGAUCCUCUAGCACUCGCUUCAGGCAAUCUGCAGGGUCUUCAUCUUCAUCAUCAUCAUCAUCUUUCUCUUCAUCCUCUUAUAAUGUACCGUCAUACCCACAGUACCCUCUUCCUCAACAGUCGCCCUUCCAACCAGUACCUUACGACCCUAGUUACGUAGAGGGACCAGCCAGGAGCUAUGAGCCUCCCUUUCAGCCUGCUGUCGGUGGGGGAUAUGGCGGUGGAGGAUACAGUGCUGGCCGGGCUUUUACUGGAGGGGGGUAUGUAGGUGGUGGUCUGGCCCCAGUGCUCCCAGGCUCGCCCUCUGAUUUUACUGACGACAGCUACCGCUACUACCAAUCUUACAGCUACGGGUCCAAUCCUGCGGUGCCUGCACGUGCUGCCCAACCACCAUUUGCAGAUGGUCUGGACCACAGAUACACCCACAGUCUCUACAACGAGGACACUGCCCCUGCACUCCCUGCUAUCCCUGCCCCCGAUGCCAACCAGGCCACAACCAUGAUAGUGGACAGGACAGGACCAGCUGGUCAACAACCAAUCAGGAGCCCUCAGUAUGAGCAGUUUCCCCCAUUUGGAAGACCCCAGCCUCCUUUCAUGCAGCCCAUUGCUCCAGGCAGAAAUUCUCCCAACUCUGCCCUGGAGAACCCCAGUAUGAACGUUGGGAGUGUGUACCGACCAGAGCAGAGAGGUUUGCCUGACCUGGUUCCUGAUCCCAAUUAUGUCCAGGCUUCCACCUACAUCCAGAGAGCCCACAUGUAUUCUCUCCGAUGCGCUGCAGAGGAAAAAUGUCUGUCAAGCUCUGCCUAUAGCCCUGAGGCCACCGACUAUGAUGUACGGGUCCUGCUGCGUUUCCCACAGAGGGUGAAGAACAAGGGCACUGCCGACUUCAUGCCUAACAGGCCACGUCAUACCUGGGAGUGGCAUAGCUGUCAUCAGCACUACCACAGUAUGGACGAGUUCAGCCAUUAUGAUUUGCUGGAAGUCAGCACUGGCCGUAAAGUGGCAGAGGGUCACAAGGCUAGCUUCUGUCUGGAGGACACCACCUGUGACUUUGGUCACUUGAAGCGCUACGCCUGCACUGCUCACACUCAGGUCUGAGCCCUUGGCUGCUAUGAUACAUACAAUGCUGAUAUUGACUGCCAAUGGAUCGAUAUCACGGACAUCCAACCUGGAAACUACAUACUGAAGCUCCAGGUUAAUCCCAAAUUCUUGGUGCUGGAAUCAGACUUCACCAACAAUGUGGUCAGGUGUAACAUUCACUAUACAGGACGCUUUGUUAGAACAACUAACUGCAAAAUAGCACAGUAA
Seriola dumerili (greater amberjack) is the source of this 2155-nucleotide messenger RNA. RefSeq names its product lysyl oxidase homolog 1-like (gene loxl1). The record is from RefSeq and is a predicted model, not a curated record. NCBI's taxonomy places the organism in Eukaryota, Metazoa, Chordata, Actinopteri, Carangiformes, Carangidae. The transcript has 6 exons. Gene Ontology annotation, molecular function: copper ion binding; protein-lysine 6-oxidase activity. Gene Ontology annotation, biological process: peptidyl-lysine oxidation.